AUGCUCCGUGCGACUCUCUUUCUCUUUGUCCCACUCCCUUCUCUCCGUUUCACGCGGCAGCUGUUCAACAAGCUAUUGGUGGCGAAUCGCGGCGAGAUCGCGUGUCGCAUACUGCGCACGGCGAAGAAGCUGGGCAUCCCCACCGUCGCCGUCUACUCCGACACCGACAUCGAGGCUCCCCACGUCCGCCUCGCCGACGAGGCCGUGCACGUCGGACCGUCGCCGGCGAACGAGAGCUACCGCAACGUGGAGCGAGUCAUGGACGCUGUCAUCAAGGCCGGCGCCGACGCCGUGCAUCCGGGGUACAGCUUUCUGUCGGAGAAGCCCGAGUUCGCGGAGAAGCUCAAGGCGCAGGGCGUCACGUUCGUGGGCCCCACGCCUGAAGUCAUGCGCCUCAUGAAGGACAAGACGGCGAGCAAGCACGCGGCGGUGGCGGCGGGGCUGCAGGUGCUGCCCAUCGGGGAUGCCGUCGCCUCCGACGAGGACCACGCCGUCCAACUCGCCAACAAGGUGGGGUUCCCAGUGGUGCUCAAGUCCCUCGACCGCAACCAGUCCCACGUGCUGCGCAUUGCCUCGAACGCGCGUGAGGUGCGGGACCACUACGACCAGUUCCAGCAGGACCUGUCGUUCGUCUCGCCUGGCGCGCACAGCCAAGUCGUCGUCGAACACUACCUGGAGAAGGCGCGGCUGAUUGAGAUUCAGAUCGUGGCCGACAAGCAUGGCGGCAUGCUGUGGUUCCCGGAGCGAGAGGCGUCCAUCCAGAGGCGCUACCAAAAGCUGAUAGACGAGUCACCGAGCACGUUUGUGGACGCCGCCACGCGCAAGGCGCUGGUGGAGCAGUCCGUGGCGCUGGCACGCUCCAUCAACUACGACACCACCGGCACGGUGGAGUUCCUACUGAGUCAGAGCAAGGACAUCUACUUCCGAGGCAUGAGCACUCGCCUGCAUGCGGGGCACGUGGCGUCGGAGUGUGUGACGGGAGUGGACAUAGUGGAGCUCAUGCUGCGAGCAGCAGCGGGGCAGAAGCUCGCCGUGCCGCAGGACCGCAUAGCCGAGCCCAAGGGCUGGGCCAUCGGUGCCCGCAUCUACAGCGACAACCCGCGCAAAAACUUCCUCCCGUCGAGUGGCAAGAUCCUACGGUACAUUGAGCCCGCCAUGCAGUGCUCAAACGAGGGCAUUUUGCGCAUCGACUCGGGUGUGUCUGAGGGUGACGUCAUCAACUUCUACUACCACCCCCUCAUGUCCAAGGUGACCACGUGGGCGCCCACACGAGAUGCGGCCAUUGACAAGAUGGAGUUCGCCCUGGACCGGUACUACAUCGAGGGCAUAGAGAGCAACAUCCCCUUCCUGCGCUGCAUCGUCUCCCACCCGGCAUUUGCAUCGGGCAACAUAACGACCAAUUUCAUUCAGGAUAACUUCCCUGCUGGCUUCUACAACGACCACCUCUCCCCCCGUGAAGAGAGCGAGCUGGCGGGCAUAUCAGCCUUCCUGCACGUGAUCAAGGGCGUGCGUGCCUCUGCCACCGUCACCUCGGACCGCCCCGCAGCGGACGCCACGGCAGCAGCGGCGGCGGCAACGCUGUCACAGAAGGCAGUCACGGAGAAGCUGGUGGUGUCCGUGGAUGGCCAGCAGGUGCCCGUCACUCUCACGCACUGGCCCUCCGACAAGCACCCCGUUCUGCGCCGCGCCAAGGUGGACGUGGCGGGGGAGGUGAUGGAGGUGGAGGAGCGGGACCCCAUCCUGAGCGGCAAGGGGCUCAUCCACAUGAGUCUGGACGGCAAGGACACCAGUGUGUGCAUCCGCCAGGAGCUGCCACGUGGCUUCUCCAUGCUCUACCACGGCAGCAUCAAGGACGAGGUGUUGGUGCAGAGAGCGGACUUAGCACCGCUGCAGAAGUUCAUGCCCAAGAAGAAGACCGACGACGUCGCCCAUCUCAUCCGCACGCCCAUGCCGGGCUCUGUCGUCAAGAUCUCCGUGCGCUACAAGCAGAAGGUGCUGCCCGGGGACGAGCUGGUGACAAUCGAGGCGAUGAAGAUGCGUAAUGUGAUUAGAGCGGAGGAGGCGGGGGUGAUCCGCGGCAUCUACGUGAAGGAGGGGCAGACCGUCAAGGUCGGCGAGAUGCUGCUCGACCUCGACGUGUAA
Molecule: messenger RNA, 2142 nt
Organism: Closterium sp. NIES-65
Lineage: Eukaryota; Viridiplantae; Streptophyta; Zygnematophyceae; Desmidiales; Closteriaceae
Source: the annotation of a GenBank genome assembly